AUGCUGUAUUCGCAAAGCCAUGUACCAACAUUGCAUGAAAUUCGCGGGUAUAGUGAUGUUGAACUGAAAGAAAUUUUUCGAUUAGCUGAGAUUUCAAAUCAACGACCUCCCGAGCCACGUUUUAACGACGAAAUUGUAAAUGGACGAAGAGAAUCUAUUCCAAACGAACGAAAUAAUGCAAGACUUAUUUUACAAAAUUAUAGAGAGACAAUGCAACAAUCAGCAUAUGAUGUCGGGGUGAAAUUUGGGCAAUUGGCUUAUACAAGCGCAAAAGCCAUAUUGUCUGGAGCUGAAGAAUUCAAUCGAAUACUAAAGGCUGGUGCUGCUAAAAUUUCUUCUGAUCUAUUUUUGGCAAAUUACAAGCCAUUCAACAAAAAGUGGUAG
Dracunculus medinensis (Guinea worm) is the source of this 384-nucleotide messenger RNA. Lineage: Eukaryota; Metazoa; Nematoda; Chromadorea; Rhabditida; Dracunculidae. The record is from the annotation of a GenBank genome assembly.